This is a messenger RNA of Hydatigera taeniaeformis, 1113 nucleotides long. The record is from the annotation of a GenBank genome assembly. Lineage: Eukaryota; Metazoa; Platyhelminthes; Cestoda; Cyclophyllidea; Taeniidae.
AUGGUUGGUGGAAGGAAAACACUAUUUCUUCUUUGGAUCUUGUUCCUUGUGGUUCACACAAUUGAAGUUGAUGUUAUUAACACGAAAUUUGUCCCAAUUGACGCUGCAUUUUUUACUGAUAUUGGAUCUACAAAAGAGACGUCCAUUUACAUGCAGGAUUUUGCCUCAGUCGGAAAUAUUGAUGAUGUGUCCCUCAACAUAAAUGUAGGAAAUUUGAGGGUUAAGGCAUCAAUCAACCCGGAUGCAAAUAACUUUUAUACUCACCCUUUGACUACUGUACAUUUGUUUCAAAAGGAGUUGGGUGAAGAUGACCCCACUCUUCAUUUCCUCUGUCAUUCCUUAAUGGCGCCUGAUCUUUUAAAAAGUUUAAACAAUCAGCAUAUGAGCACUUGUUGCAUCAUAAAAGUUAUUGCUAGCAACCGACACUUCUUUACUGGAUGUCUGAUUGAUAAUUUGUCCUUCACUAAUCGAUCAGCAUGCCAUGCCUCCAUUACCAUCGAAAGUAGGGCUUGGAACGAUUCGAUGAAUAAUGAACUGGAUGUAAGCUACAGGAUAAAUACUGUUCAGUACAUGAAGUCCUCAACCGUGAAUUUGCUAAUGGAUUCUGCAGCGCUAUCAAGACAAUGCUGGACGCCUCUAGCCACCCAGAUGUCCAACUUUAAGUUUCUAUCCAAAAUCUCGCUUAAAAAACCCCAACAAGACGAAAUUCGGGAAAUUGGUCGGAAUAUUCGGUUAGACAUUCCAUCACGUCGGUUAAAAAACGGUGAAUAUUUUAAUGUUCCCGUGAGAGUCAAGCAACACGCCAGUAUUGCCGAGUUCACCCUAAGGUGUGAGAUUCCUUCAAAAACCUACAUUGAAUUUGUUCGCGUGGUCUGGCCGUGGGAGGUGGAUGAGUCCUCUUCCAACAUCCGGGACACAAGUGACCGUCUGCUGCAUCUGAACAAUGGAUUUAGUGCUUGGGAUAUAUCUCAGCGUCACAUUCCUAGUUCGAAGGGCAACGUCACGGAGGUUGUGGCUCGCUAUCGUGAGACUGCAAUUGAUCCUAGCCUCAACGAUCACUUCAGGUUCGGAUUUUCUGCGGAAAGUUGCUUUAAACAUUUUUAUUUAUGCUAG